This is a messenger RNA of Blepharisma stoltei, 717 nucleotides long. Lineage: Eukaryota; Ciliophora; Heterotrichea; Heterotrichida; Blepharismidae. The record is from the annotation of a GenBank genome assembly.
AUGGCAAUGCAACAAAAUCAAAAUAUGCUUAUCGUCAGGCCUCUCAGAGCCAAAAUUGAAGAUGAUUUCAAUAAGAAAAGCCUCAAUCCUUAUUGUUUAUUGAGAAUCGGAAACCAAGUGAAGUAUACAGAUGUGUGCUUUAAAGGUGGGUUAAAUCCUUUUUGGGAUAAUAUCAUUCGCUUUGAUCUUUCUGGCCAAGAUGAAAAUUUCAACAUAAGCAUCUGGCAUAAAGGUAGGCUUGUCCCUGACUUUGAAAUGUGCAGCAGCCAAAUUCCUCUUAGCAGAAUAACAGCAAGCAAAACAUUUGACGACUGGAUUGAGCUUCACUAUGAGGGCAGAAAAAUCGGGGUUAUCAGACUUUUUAUAACUUAUAAUCUUACUAAGACUCAACAUGAAUCACAAUCUCAAGAAGGUCUUGUAUCAAUUAAUCUGAGUCCAGGAGCAAGUGAAGAAAUCAGAUACACUGAUAAAGGGUAUGUCCGUGUCAAGAGAAGAGAAGAUGAAUACACAAAAGAGUACCUAAAAGAGGUUAGUGAGCCUGGCUUCUGGGGACAUUUUUACUCUGGAGUCACAGUGAUUCCUUUUGGAGAAAGAGAAAUUAGGAAAUCUGGAGAAAAGGAGCAAGAGCAAUCUUCUAUGAAAAAAGAGCAGACAGCUGAGAAAAAGGAUAUCCGUCAGCAAUCUCAAGCUCCUCAGCAAUCAAGCCCAGCCCAUUAA